UAGAGACGGUUAUUUUGAAUUUUGGGUUUUACUAGAAUAUUAGGAUUGGAUGUUACCGGGGACAUUGGUUUUUGUGGAUUGAAGAAGAGAGCGGAUGCAAAUAAUAUGUCGGAGGGAGUUGGUUAUGUUUAAUUAAAGCUGACAAUUCUCAAAUCAGACCUGAGCCAUGUGUGUUUAUAAACUGAAUUUUGCGUGGCAAGUGGUUGCAGAGUGGUUUUGGCAGGCGCCUGGCUUCUCCAAAUAGUAGUGCCUCACCAAUUCCCCUGCGCCUCUCUGCUUCACUCGCGCUGCCCUGCCCUUUUCUGUACCAAACAAGCGAACGCAUAAUUUAAUACUCAUUCCCAUUCCGUCCGUUCAUUAUAAUAAUAUUAUUAUUAUUACGGCGCUUCUCCAUUCAAUGCAAUUCCCCAUUCCUACAAUUCAACUCCCUCAUUCCUCCUUUCGUCUCUGAUUCCCAACUCCCCUUCCCCAUUUCCAUGUUUCCAACAUAGACAUGAUAGCCAGACCGGCGGUCCAGUACACGAGUCUCAGGGAUAUCAUACCACAGCAUCUGCCGCCGCCGCCGCCUCCGAUCGUGUCUCCCGCCUACAAUUCCAGCUGGAAUGAGAUCCCCAUCAAGAAUCCCCUCGUUAAGCAGGCUGCCCUGGCUUAUCUCCAGGCCACGCCCACCCCGACUGAUGUCGCCAGUAAGGGCCUCUUUCACGUGUUGAACGACAGGUGCUUUUGUGGAGACAGAGGAGGCUCCGCAUGCUUCGACUGGCUCAACGGCGUCGUCUUAAAGGCGAUCGCCGAAUUUUUUGUCAGGCUUUGUGAACUAAGAAGAAGGGAUGACAGUGAAGACGCCGACGACGAGGAGGAGAUCGUUGACUGAGAGACGGACCAGACAUCACAAUUUACUUUCUUGGAACUUUCCGUUUGACCAGUAGAUGAGGUGUUCCGUCCACUGUAAAUAGUGACGAUCCUUUCUUUUCUUCCUCUUGAAAAAAAAAAAAAAAAAGAUUUGUUCCCCCUGCUGGUCGGUAAGGCAACUGUAAAUACUAUUUUCCCCCCUACUUCAAAAGUGAUUGUUAUUAUCAUGAAAGUUUGAUUUCAUUUAAAAA
Molecule: messenger RNA, 1100 nt
Organism: Neltuma alba
Lineage: Eukaryota; Viridiplantae; Streptophyta; Magnoliopsida; Fabales; Fabaceae
Exons: 1
Coding region: 494-871 (125 amino acids)
Source: RefSeq, a predicted model, not a curated record